Danio aesculapii is the source of this 673-nucleotide messenger RNA. Its product is annotated as cadherin-12-like. The record is from RefSeq and is a predicted model, not a curated record. The transcript has a single exon. Gene Ontology annotation, biological process: homophilic cell-cell adhesion; adherens junction organization; cell morphogenesis. The coding region runs from base 12 to 515 and encodes 167 amino acids. Lineage: Eukaryota; Metazoa; Chordata; Actinopteri; Cypriniformes; Danionidae. Gene Ontology annotation, molecular function: cadherin binding; calcium ion binding. Gene Ontology annotation, cellular component: adherens junction; catenin complex.
UGGUGCUCUAUAUGGGCCUGAGAAGACACAAGAAGAAGGACACUCUGAUGUCGUCUAAAGAGGACGUCCGGGACAAUGUGAUCCACUAUGAUGAUGAGGGGGGCGGGGAAGAGGACACCCAGGCCUUCGACAUAGGUACGUUACGCAAUCCCAAAGGCAUCAAAGAGACGGGGCCGCUGCAGAAAAUAAGAUCAGAGGACAAGGCCGAUCAGGCUAGCGCGGCCGAGGACAGCGAGGACAUCCGAGCUUACAUCCAUCAUUGUCUUUUGGAGAGCUCCACACCUCCAUAUGACUCCCUGGUCACAUAUGCAUAUGAGGGAGACGGUUCGGUGGCCGAAUCCCUCAGUUCUAUUGAAUCUUGGGUGCUCGAGCCCAAGGAGGAUUAUAGAAAUGUGUGUGACUGGGGUCCUCGCUUCAAAACACUGGCUGGGAUAUUUAAAGAGCAUGAGGGUAAUGAAAAGGAGAAGGUGGAAAAUGAAGCACACGCUGAAGCACUACAGGACAGGCUGGACUGAGAGUAUUUUGAGAAGCUCUGUGAAAUACACAAAGUUUAUUUAUUUAAGACGUGGCACUUGAAGGGAUUGUUCACUUCAAACUGAAAAUGUCUUGCUUGCUCUCAUGUCAUUCCAUACUUGUAUGCAGAGGUAUAAGCCAAUGGGUAAUAUCUUGCUGU